AUGUCAGGAAAUAGGAGGAUCAGUCCAAGUUGGGAGAGGCCGCUCGUAUCCCCCCUUAAGAUUGGAAGUAUUGGUUUGGCCCAUCAUAUUGAUGAGGAGGGAGAGAAGGAGGAGCAGCAGGAGAAAGCAGAGCAAAAGAAGGAGGAGGAGCAGGAGGAAGGAAAGCAGCAGGAGAAAGCAGAGCAGGAGGAGCAGGAGCAGGAGGAUAAUGGAACAAGAACAAAAACAGUGACAGUACAACCAGUACAGACAGAGGCAGGGUCCAAGACAGGUGAAGAUGCACCAAGGAUAGACCUAAACAGAGCUGAAGAUGAGGGCUUUGAUUUUUAUACACGACCGGCCUCCAAAGAUUUAGAUUUUUUUUUUUCUUACCACCCUCAACAACCCACCAGAAAAGGCACGACUAUCUAUCAUACUAAAGAUGGUAUUAUGAGAAAGUGGCUCACAUACUGUAAGAAAGAAAACUCACUCUACUGCACAGUAUGUUUGGCAUAUGCAAAGCCAUCUGCAAGUGAAAGUGCGUUCAUUAAGGGGGGAAUGACAGCCUGGAAGCAUGUACAUCAGAGAAUAGAAGAGCACGAAAGAAACCAAGUUCACAGAGACAGUGCAGAAGCAUAUUUUAUGAUGGCCAGUCAAGCAGACAUAGUAAGCUUACUAAGUGGAAAACAAGUGUCUCUUCACCGUGACCAAGUCAGAAAGAAACGCCAAGUCAUGGACCGUGUCAUUGAAGUGAUAAAAGUCAUUGGAAAGUGUGGUCUUAGCUAUAGAGGCACCAAAUUUGAAGCUGCAUACACAUGGGACAACAUUGCUGUUGAUCAUGGAAACUUCUUGGAAAUGAUCCUCCUGCUGAGCAAAUUUGAUGUCUCUCUGCAAGAACAUGUAAAUGAAUGUGUACAAAAAAGCCAAAGCCUAAAUAAGACCGGUGUUAAAGGCAGAGGAUCUUUCGUUACACUGCUGUCUAAAACAUCUGUCAACAAAGUGAUUGAUGUAAUCAGCCACUUAAUCAAAGAAAGCAUUUCAAGGGAAGUAAGGCAAGCAGGAAUGUUUUCUCUGCAGAUUGACACCACACAAGAUAUUACCUCCACAGACCAAUGUGCUGUUAUCCUCAGAUAUGUGACUGAUGUGGUCCAUGAGAAGCUCAUAGGUGUGGUUGAUUGUGAGUCAUCAACUGGAGAGUAUUUUGUGGAGCUACUUAAAAAAACUCUAGCAAAGGUGGAUAUUGAGCUUAGGAACUGUGUUGGCAACUCAACCGAUGGAGCUGCAAACAUGCAAGGCCAGUACAAGGGGUUCUCUGCUUUACUGGCAUCAGAGUCUCCUAACCAAGUGCACAUCUGGUGCUAUGCACAUGUGCUCAAUCUUGUUCUGGGUGACACCACGAGUGCUGUGAUAGAAAGUGCAUCCCUUUUCUCCAUAGUGAAUGAUGUUGCUGUAUUUAUCAAGGACUCAUACAAGCGUAUGAAAAUGUGGGAGGAAGUCAGUGAUGACAAGCGACACAGACGGCUGUCUCCUAUCGGGGAGACAAGAUGGUGGGCCAAGGACCAGGCCCUAAGCAAGAUAUUUGGCUGUUUUGGUAACCCUGACAAUGCUUUGUAUGUUGAUUUAAUCUUAACACUGAAAAGGAUAGUGGAAGAUAUGUCAAUCAAAGCACAUGUCAGAGCAAGAGCUAAGGGGUACAUGGAGUCCCUACUGAAGCAUGAGACGGUGUUGACAGCACAGCUAUUCUUGAGAAUCUUUGAGAUUACCUCACCACUUUCCAGAUACCUCCAGACCAGUGGCAUGGACCUAAUCACUGCUCAUCGACUAGUUAUGGGGGCCCAAGACAGCCUAAAAUCCUGCAACAGGGACAUGGAUGGUGUCACAAAAGCUGCAAAUAUCUUUGUUAAAUGGGCUAACAAGGAGCUGGAGGAGAAUGGAUCUAAAGAGGUGGUUCAGGGGGCUCUACCUGAAAAAAAAAUCAGAAAGAAGAAGUCCAUGCCAGGUGAAGUAGCAGAGGAAGAACAUUCGUUGAAUACAGAGGAUCAGUACAGGAUCAAGGUGCACAAUGUCAUUUUGGACACAGUGACUCAGAGCAUUCACGCUCGCUAUUCUGCAAAUGGAGCUCUUUAUGAUGAUUUUGCAUGCCUCGACCCAAGGAAUUUUGGUACACUAAGAGAUAGGGGGCUUCCAUCUGAAUCCCUCAAACAACUCAGUAAAUGCCUCCUUAGGUUCGAUGAAAGAGCAACAUCUGGAAGGCUCAAUGCCGAGCUCUGUAGUUUGGCCAACCAGUGGGAGAGACUUAAGUUGCCACAUUUGGAGUCAUACACUGUCCGGGCUGCAGAAGAGACAGAAGAUGGAGAAGACAUGGAACUGAAUAACACCAGCUGCACCUCCUGCAAAGACUGUGCAAUUUGUGUUUAUCAUAUCCUCUCCAAAUACAACCUCCUCACUGAUGCCUAUCACGUCAUUGGACUGGCCUACAAGUUCUUGCUUACACUCUCUUUCAGUCAAGUGGCCUGUGAGAGGACCUUUUCUACUCUCAAGUAUGUAAAGAACAGACUGAGGAGUACUCUGACACAGGAGCGUCUUGAGGCAUUCAUGCUAAUGUGCACAGAGAAAGAGAUCCUAAUGACUUUAGACAACGAUGGAGUCAUAGACAGAGUUGCAGAGUCGAGUAAACUUCUCCAAAGUUUGCUGGUGAUGUGAGGUAGGACAGUUUUAGGAGGAGCAACAGCAGGAGGAGAGAGGAGGAGGAGAAGAAAGGAGGAGGAGCAGCAGGAGGAGAGAGGAGGAGGAGCAGUA
Molecule: messenger RNA, 2778 nt
Organism: Carassius auratus (goldfish)
Lineage: Eukaryota; Metazoa; Chordata; Actinopteri; Cypriniformes; Cyprinidae
Product: zinc finger MYM-type protein 1-like
Exons: 3
Coding region: 1-2682 (893 amino acids)
Molecular function (GO): protein dimerization activity
Source: RefSeq, a predicted model, not a curated record